Misgurnus anguillicaudatus (oriental weatherfish) is the source of this 2193-nucleotide messenger RNA. The record is from RefSeq and is a predicted model, not a curated record. NCBI's taxonomy places the organism in Eukaryota, Metazoa, Chordata, Actinopteri, Cypriniformes, Cobitidae.
UCUCAGAAGAUAACUUACACAAGCUGUCACUGGGGUGGUACCCUUUCAAAUAGUACACCUUUGUACCUAAAGAGUGCAUAUAAUGGGUACAAAUGUACCUAUAUCUGUACCUAAAUGGUAAAUAUUAGGACCCAUUUAAAGGGUACCGUCCCAGUGACAGCUUUUGUACCUUUUGUUCUGAUAGUGUAGGGCCCAAAAUUUAUUCAAGCCCAGGGGCCUCCACCCUGUUAAGUCCUGCCCUGCCCGUUACCAUUCCCUGUGGACACAGUUACUGUAUGAGCUGUAUUACAGACUGCUGGGAUCAAGAUGAUCAGAAGAGAGACUACAGCUGCCCUCAAUGCAGACAGACCUUCAAUACAAGACCUGUUUUAAAUAAAAACACCAUGUUGGCUGAAGUUGUGGAGAUACUGAAGAAGACAAAACUACAAGCUGCUCGUCCUGAUCACUGUUAUGCUGAAGCUGGAGAUGUGAAGUGUGACGUCUGUACUGAGAGAAAACACAAAGCUGUCAAGUCCUGUCUGGUGUGUCUGAACUCUUACUGUCAAAAUCAUCUUGAACAACAUGAGAAUUUAUUCAAAGGCAAGAGGCACAACCUGAUAGACGCCACUGGACGACUUCAGCAGAUGAUCUGCCCUCAACAUGAGAAACUUUUAGAGAUUUACUGUAAAACUGAUCAGCUCUGUAUAUGUUAUCUGUGUAUGGUGGAUGAACACAAUGAACAUAAGACUGUAUCAGCUGCAGCAGAGAGGACUGAGAAACAGAAAGAAAUGAAGGAGACGGAGAAAAAAUAUCAGCAGAGAAUCCAGGAGAGUCAGAAGAAGCUUCAGGAGCUGAGAGAUGUUGUGGAGACUCAUAAGCGCUCUGCACAGACAGCAGUGGACGACACUGAGAGGAUCUUUACUCAACUGAUCACAUCCAUUGAGAGAAGACGAUCUGAGGUGAUACAGCUGAUCAGAGAUCAGGAAAAGACUGCAGUGAGUGAAGCUGAAGGACUCUUGAAGCGACUGGAGCAGGAGAUUGAUGAUCUGAGGAGGAGAGACGCUGAGCUGGAGCAGCUUUCACACACAGAUGAUCACAUUCAUUUCCUCCAGAGUUUUCAGUCUCUCUCUGUUCCUCCUGGAUCUUCAGACUCACUCAGCAUCACUGUCAGCUCUCUCAUCUCUUUUGAUGAUGUAGGAAAAUCAGUGUUUUAUCUGAGAGAGAAACUGGAGGAUUUGUUCAAAGAAGAGAUAGAAAAGAUGUUUGAUAGUGAGACCAGAAAGCAGUUUCUAAAAUAUCAUCAUCACUUCACUGCAGAUCCAAACACAAUGAAUAAACUUCUCCGUCUGUCUGAGGGGAACAGAGUGAUUACUUACACUUAUACAGUUCAGCCGUAUCCUGAUCAUCCAGACAGAUUUGAUGUUUAUUCUCAGGUGUUGUGUAGUGAGAGUGUGAGUGGACGCUGUUACUGGGAGGUUGAGUGGAGUGGUGGGGUGUUUAUAUCAGUGUCAUAUAAGAGCAUCAGCAGGAAGGGAGGUUAUAAGUGUGUGUUUGGACGUAAUGAUCAGUCCUGGAGUUUGUUCUGCUCUGACUCCAGUUGUUCAUUCUGGCACAAUAACAAUCAAACUAAACUCCCUGUAGUGCUCAGAUCUUCUAGAAUAGGAGUUUAUGUGGAUCACAGUUCAGGAUCUCUGUCCUUCUACAGCGUCUCUGACACAAUGACCCUCAUCCACAGAGUCAACACCACAUUCACUCAACCUCUCUAUCCUGGGUUUUUCGUGUCUGGAUCAGUGAAACUGUGUGAUAUAACAAUAUAGACAUAAUAAUAUUGUCAUGUCAGAUGUUUGUCAUAUCAGAACUUGAUGAAUUAACAACCAUUUAAUUAACCAACGCCUGUUAAAAUCAAGCAGUAAAAUAAUCAAAUCGUAUUUAAUAAUGACAGUAGAUUGUAAAUAAAGGAACAGAAGGAAUAUAAAGAGUCAUCUCAGACAGUAACAACAGAUCAUACUGUAUGUACUGUAUAAGUCUUCACAAGCAAGAUUGAUAAAAGUUCUUCUGAUUUACAUUUAUUGACCCACUAUGUCCAUUUAUUCUGCAAAUGUAUUUUGUAAAAGGGUUUGAGCUUUAAGUAAACUAAUUUAUACCCAGCUGUGGUUAAGGAUCUCAUACAAAUGUAUGUGUUUUUGUCAGCAUAAAUCUAUCAUUUUAAAUUCA